Coregonus clupeaformis (lake whitefish) is the source of this 1092-nucleotide messenger RNA. It is a transcript of the gene ece2a, whose product is annotated as endothelin converting enzyme 2a. Gene Ontology annotation, molecular function: S-adenosylmethionine-dependent methyltransferase activity. Lineage: Eukaryota; Metazoa; Chordata; Actinopteri; Salmoniformes; Salmonidae. The transcript has 4 exons. The record is from RefSeq and is a predicted model, not a curated record. Bases 166 to 900 code for a protein of 244 amino acids.
GUUCCCGCGAGCAGCACGUGGAAUAUGGAAAAUGAUUACAUGAACAGCUAGCCUAUAUUUUCCUUUCAUUUCAAUUCAAAUAAUUUUAAUGAAAACUGCAUAAAGUGAGGACAUAACUGACUAACUUAUCAUUCCAUUCCGUCUACAGUGAGGGACAGCGUUGGGAUGGAGUAUCUACCCGACCGUAACUCAAGGUAUAAAGACGUGGACUACUGGGAUGAGAGGUACAAGACGGAACAUUCUUUUGAAUGGUUUGGAGACUUCUCCAAGUUCCAGCAUCUACUGCAGCAACACGUCAUGAAGGACGAUGCCAUCCUCGUGCUUGGUUGUGGUAACAGCUCUAUGAGCAGUGACAUGUAUGACGCUGGCUACCGCUCCAUCACCAACAUAGACUACUCCUCUGUGUGCAUCGACACCAUGAGUGCCAGGCAUGAUGCCACAUGCCCUGGCAUGACCUGGCAUCAGAUGGACGCGCGCCAGCUCUCCUUCACGGAUGCCUCAUACGACGUGGUCCUGGAGAAGGGCACCCUGGACGCCAUGCUGGUGGAGGAGAAGGACCCCUGGAAGGUGUCCUCAGAGACUGCCUGUCUCAUUGACCAGGUACUCAGGGAGAUCAGUCGUGUUUUAAAACCGGGAGGUCGUUUCCUGUCUGUAACCUUCGCCCAGCCUCACUUCAGGAAGCGGCUCUACGCUCGCCAUGACUACGGCUGGUCUGUAUGUACCCGUAGCUACGGAGACGGCUUCCAAUACUUCCUGUAUGUGCUGACCAAAGGGAAGGAGCUUAGUCCAGAGGAUGCCACUCUGGAGAGAAGGCUAUUGGAGGAGGCCCAAGACCCACCCAAUGAGGUCAGGACCCAGGAAGCAGACACUGAGGCCUUCCUGGAUUGUAUUGACCUAUAGGAGACGGGAUCUUAAUGGACUCUACAACAGACCACAAGUGACUUAACUCUCACUGUUUGCCAUUAUGCCUUCAAAUACUUUUUUUAUCCACUGUGGCUUUUGAACCUGUCCUUAUAUUGUGAUUACAUUUUAUGAUUCUGUAAUGUAUGUAGGUUUUUUCAAGUGAAAACAUCUUUCAUUAAAACGACAUAA